AUAUACUAAUACGCACGAACAGUUAAACUAGAAUCAAGUUAGAUUAGAAAAGUAAACAUCUGACUUUAUUACUUUUAUGCGUGGUACAAAAAAUAUUUACCGCCAAAAUGUCUGAAUGACGACGUCAGCGCCCCUUUACAUAGCAGAUUAUAAGAUUUGUGACCGUAAAAGGCUUGUUUACCUGCAAUGCUCUGUUUAUUUCUCUUUAAUGAAGGAAUAAUUAAUCGAUUUAAAUGCGACAGUCGUAAAUAAUGGGAACAAAAAUCUUGAAGGAUAUACAAAGUGACAUAAAACUUUUGAUCACGGUGAUAACUGAUUUCGAGGAAGAUGAAGAAGGAUUUCAAAUUUGCGAACGUUUUGCUAUAUCCAAUAUCAAACAUCAUCAAUAUCUUUCGGUCAACAGUCAUGCAACGAAACAAUCUAUCAACAAUAUUAUCACCAAAUUAUCUAUAUACGGGAAAUUUAAAGAGGCCAAAAAGUUUCAAGAACUCGUUGAUUUCUUUUUAACUAGUUUUGAUUUCGACCAUCAUCCGCAGUAUGAUUUACAAUGGUCUUUAUUGGCUUUAUUGUUAGAUUUAUCGUCUGAUAUCGAUAAAACAGAUUUGAACAAUUUAAAAUCCUUUCAAGGAGAAUUUAAUUCUAAUGUCACUAUUGCAAACGAAAAAGAUGCUAUUCAAGAGAUUGAUUGGGCAAAUUAUUUGAAAGAAGGAGAAGAAGAUUUCUUUUGUGAUUUCAAGGAUGGCGAAAGUAGUGAUGAGUGGUCAGAUGAUGCAGAAGAAGUACCAAACCUUUCUUGUGUUCCUGUUGAAACAACUUUGACAACUGUAGAUGGAAUAUUGUCUGCAGAAUCAAUAGGCGAUGUUAAAUAUAGCUCUGAUAUAGUAAUGCAGUCAUUAAUAGAAGAGGUUGAAUCAAGAAAAUGGUUGAUGUCAAACGUUCAAAAUACAUGGUGGAACGAAUCGGUGAUUUAUAAAUAUCCUGUUUGCAGCAAAUAUCCCGAUGCACAUUUCUGUCAAAUUUGGCAUGAAACAGUUCAUAAGGAUUUAUCCGAUAUUAUUUUGCUUAAUGAGUACCAAGUAUGUAAGGAAAUAUUAUGGAUGUUCCAUGUUCAGACACAGAUGACAGUGUUUAAGCAAGAAAGUGAAUUUUUAUUUCACAUUCGUCCUAAUGUAUCUAUACCAAGUUUAACUACUAUUGCUUUUCAAAAUAUGCUAUCUCCAUUUUGUGAAUAUUUGUCUAUGAUACACGAUAUAGAACAAUUUGACAAGGAGUUAUUGAGCACAGAUACAAGUUACCUAGGGUAUAAAAAACCACCAUUUAUAUACGAAGCAUAUAAUGCUGCGAUUAAAGAAAAACUCUUAAGUUUUAGAAUGGAGAUUAUAAACAUAGAGAAAGAUAUUACAGCGCAAGCUAGUAGCCAGACACUUUUGUCUUUAUUAGCCCGUCUAAAAAAGCCUUUAAAAAGAAUAAAAAUAUUGCACCAAGUUCAUAAAGUGUCUGUAUCCAACUGGAAAUUAUCAACUAAUUGGAACUGUGCGUCCAAAUUACUUUCAAACUUGCUUUUGGAAAUAACAAAUUCUCACUGUCAAGAAAAGACAAAUAUAUGCGUUAAUUUAUAUUUGUCUAUUAUUCCUGUAUAUUUGAAUAUUAUUGAUACAUUGUUAGGUGAAGGACGUUUAGAAGAUUGGAGAGACGAAUUUAUAAUAGAAAGAAUUUCAGAUGAAGAAGUUGCAAAAAAUAAAGAUCAGUGUGUAAAAUUUCUGAUAAGACCUUUGGAUGAUAUUUGUUUAAAGGAUAAUGUUAUGCAUUUACUAAUUACCAAGGUGCAACAUAUUGGACACAGUAUUGACUUGCUUGUAUCGUUAAAUCGUAUCACGGAAAUGUGGAAUGAAAAAAUGAAAUCUGAUGAAGAGAGAAUUUCACUAAAAGAUGAAUUUUAUACCUCGUUAUUGUCUGAAAUAUGCAAAUACACAACUCAAUCAGAAGAAUUAAUUGAUGUGUCGCCAUCAGAAGUAGAUGGGAUUUCGUUUAUUUCAGAGUAUGAUGAAGACUUGGAAAAAAAUAUAAUACAACAAUUAUCAGCAGUGAACAAUCCGUUUUUAAUGAAAGCCUUUAAGGAUUAUAUACCACCAGCUUUAUAUGGGCAAGAUAUGGUAGAUGGUAACAAGUGUAUAUCUGCUAACUCCUGUAACAAGCGUCGAAACAAAUUGUUUAAUAGAUUACAGGAAGUUGCAGAACACGCGUUACCAUUAAAGAAAAUUUUAGAAAAGAUAUUGUCUGAAAUUUUAGAUUUACGCUACAGUAGUGCAAGUAAGUUAGUAAAAAAUAUAAUGAUGCAGGAAUAUAAAUUGGAAGCACAUUUGAGAUUAAUGAGAUCCGUUUAUAUGAUGGAGGCUGGCCAUAUUAUGAAUAAAUUUUAUCAAAUAUUAUUUCACGAGAUAGAAACUAAUCAAAUGUGGAAUAAUUCAUAUUUUUUAUCGUGUAUAUUAGAAGAAAUACUUUCUCAACAAUGGCCAGAUUCUAGUUCACAUUGGUCUAUUAUAGUACAAGAUGUUAGUACGCAUCAAGUGGUACAUGCUGUAGAUAGUAUAACGUUGUAUUAUGCAACGGGAUGGCCCAUAAAUAUUGUCUUAAAUGAAGACAUUCUAACUAAGUAUAACGAAAUAUUUCGAUUUCAAUUGAAAUUAAAAUGGGCCUUAUGGACGUUAAAUAAUUUGAAAUUCGUGGAUCUAGAAGGUUUAAAGUCCCUACAUGUGAAAAACAAUAUUGAACACUUUCAAAUAAGACGUCUUGAGAGUUUACGUUUCUGGUUAUUGCAUGCUAUAGGAUCGAUUCAUGCUUAUCUAUCAGGACAAGUAUUACAAAGUUUAGGAUUCAUGUUCGAUCAAUCUUUAACUCAAGCCGAUAGUCUCGAUGGAGUUAUAUCUGUCCACAGAGAAUAUUUGGAUAAAGUUCACAAACAUUGUUUAUUAACGGAAGAAUUUGAAGAUCUAAUGACGACUGUUAACAAUUUAAUAGAAAUGUGUGUUCAUAUCCGAGACCGUUGGGACUAUAACAAACUAUUACAUACUGUAACGGAGUUAAGUUUAAUGGAAAGCAGUUAUAUAAAAUACCACACAUAUCUUGCAUUGACUUUACAUAACACAAUCCAACAUAAAGAUGCGGAUUAUCUGGUGGGAUUAAGUUCAGCCUUUAACUGCAGUAUGCCAAGCAUAUAAAAUAUUAACGUAUCAUAAGAUUUGUUUAUAGAUGUUAUUCUCUCAUCGUCGCAAACUGUCGUAUAAGUUUUAAAAUUACAUUAUUAAUGUAAUUAUGAUAUCAUCUUUCUUCCAUUACAUAUACUUUCGUUCUAUGUUAGUCGUCAAAUGUAAAUUAUUAUUUUGGAUAGGAAAAAGAAAAGAAAAAAAAAAAAAGACAAAAACAAAGUGUUACACUAUAGUGUACAGUGUACAGUGUAGAAAAAUUCUUUGGAAAAUUUCA
Molecule: messenger RNA, 3480 nt
Organism: Vespula pensylvanica (western yellowjacket)
Lineage: Eukaryota; Metazoa; Arthropoda; Insecta; Hymenoptera; Vespidae
Gene: Grip128
Product: gamma-tubulin complex component 5
Exons: 14
Coding region: 252-3218 (988 amino acids)
Biological process (GO): cytoplasmic microtubule organization; spindle assembly; microtubule nucleation
Cellular component (GO): spindle pole; centrosome; equatorial microtubule organizing center
Molecular function (GO): microtubule minus-end binding; gamma-tubulin binding
Source: RefSeq, a predicted model, not a curated record